AUGUCGCACUCUCACGAAGGAGCUUCCCACUCGCACGAUGGCGGCUUCAACGCCCAGGAGCACGGCCACUCGCACGAGAUCCUCGACGGGCCGGGUAGCUACGUUGGACGCGAGAUGCCCAUUGUUGAAGGCCGCGAGUGGUCCGACCGGGCAUUUACUGUUGGCAUUGGCGGCCCCGUUGGCUCCGGCAAGACGGCGCUGAUGCUCGCCCUCUGCCUCGCCCUCCGCCAAGAAUACGGCCUCGCGGCCGUGACCAACGACAUCUUCACGCGUGAGGACGCCGAGUUCCUGACACGACACGCCGCGCUCCCUCCUGCGCGCAUCCGCGCCAUCGAGACAGGCGGCUGCCCGCACGCCGCCGUCCGCGAGGACAUUUCGACCAACCUGGCCGCCCUCGAGGACCUGCACCGCGAGUUUUCCACCGACAUUCUCCUCAUCGAGUCGGGCGGCGACAACCUCGCCGCCAACUACAGCCGCGAGCUGGCCGACUUCAUCAUCUACGUCAUCGACGUCAGCGGCGGCGACAAGGUCCCCCGCAAGGGCGGCCCCGGCAUCACCCAGAGCGACCUCCUCGUCAUCAACAAGACGGACCUGGCCGAGGCCGUCGGCGCCGACUUGUCCGUCAUGGAGCGGGACGCGCGCAAGAUGCGCGAGGGCGGCCCGACCAUCUUUGCGCAGGUGAAAAAGGACGUUGGCGUCCAGCAUAUUGUCAAGUUGAUCCUCAGCGCCUGGAAGGCCAGCGGCGCCGAGGAGGAUCGCAAAAGCCAGGGCGGCCCCAAGCCGACACCGGGUCUGGAGAGCUUGACAAAGUAG
Molecule: messenger RNA, 813 nt
Organism: Cordyceps militaris CM01
Lineage: Eukaryota; Fungi; Ascomycota; Sordariomycetes; Hypocreales; Cordycipitaceae
Product: urease accessory protein ureG
Exons: 2
Coding region: 1-813 (270 amino acids)
Molecular function (GO): GTPase activity; nickel cation binding
Source: RefSeq, a predicted model, not a curated record